AUGGACACAAUGCAAGACAGUAAGCUUGCUUUUGGGUUUUCUGACACCAUUGACAUCCGAUCUUCACUCUCAAAUCUCAUCUUAACAAGCAACACAAACACCUUGGACUCAAUUUUCUCUCAUUGCCCACAAACACUCUCCACCACCACCACCACCACCACCAGCAACAACAGCUCUGUUUCUGAGCCACUGGGUUCAUCAGUUUACCUUCGCCAGAGAGACCUUCUCCAGAAGUUCUGCGACGAAAGCCAGGCAAACGCCGCGGUUUCACGCUUUUUUCAGAAGAACCCAGUUCAGAGCUCUGCUUGUUCUUCAACCUCUUACAUGGCUCCAUGCAAGAAGAAGCUCUACAGGGGAGUGAGACAGAGGCAUUGGGGCAAAUGGGUCGCUGAGAUCAGGCUCCCUCAGAACAGAAUGAGGGUCUGGCUUGGCACAUAUGACACCGCCGAAGCUGCCGCAUAUGCUUACGAUCGGGCGGCGUAUAAGCUUCGAGGAGAGUAUGCAAGGUUGAAUUUUCCCAAUCUUAAGGACCCAAGUAAGAUGGGUUUUGGAGAUUGCGCUAGAUUGAACGCUGUGAAGACCUCCGUGGAUGCAAAGAUUCAAGCGAUUUGCCAGAAGGUGAAGAGAGAAAGAGCCAAGAAGAAUGCGAAGAAGAGCAGUAAUUCCAGUGAGAAUGAGAAGGCUGUGAUGAAGGUGGAUUCGUCGCCGUCUUCGUCGUGGCCUUCGGGUUUUGGCGACGGUUCUGGUCAAGAAUUGGUGUCUUUAACACCAACACCAACAGUUUCUGAAGAUGGGCUUUGGAGGUGUGAGAAUUCACCACCCUCUAUUUCAACAGAGUGGUCAAUGGGGAUGGCAGAGGACUUAGAAUUUGAAGGCUGCUCACUUGCAAGAAUGCCUUCCUAUGAUCCUGAGUUGAUUUGGGAAGUUCUGGCUAAUUAG
Prunus armeniaca (apricot) is the source of this 939-nucleotide messenger RNA. The record is from the annotation of a GenBank genome assembly. Lineage: Eukaryota; Viridiplantae; Streptophyta; Magnoliopsida; Rosales; Rosaceae.